Messenger RNA from Rhea pennata, 2813 nucleotides. It is a transcript of the gene WBP2NL, whose product is annotated as WBP2 N-terminal like. NCBI's taxonomy places the organism in Eukaryota, Metazoa, Chordata, Aves, Rheiformes, Rheidae. Gene Ontology annotation, biological process: positive regulation of DNA-templated transcription. Gene Ontology annotation, cellular component: nucleus. Gene Ontology annotation, molecular function: chromatin DNA binding; transcription coactivator activity. The transcript is spliced from 8 exons. The coding region runs from base 26 to 892 and encodes 288 amino acids. The record is from RefSeq and is a predicted model, not a curated record.
GGGGCGGGGCUAGCGCCGGGGCAAGAUGGCGCUGAACAGGAACCACUCGCAGGAGGGUGGUGUCGUUGUCCCUAAUAGCGAGAGCAUUCUCAAACAGUGUAAAGACGUGGAGCUCUCCUUCAGUGAUGUGACAGGCAAGCCUGAUGCCUUCAAAGGCACCAAGAAAGGAAUGCUGUACCUCACCCCUUACAGGAUGAUCUUUGUGUCAAAGGGCAAGGAUCCCAUGCUGUCUUUCAUGAUGCCAUUUUAUUUGGUGAAAGGGUGCUCUAUUGAGCAGCCUGUUUUCUCUGCCAAUUACAUCAAAGGACAGAUUCAUGCUGAGGCAGGAGGUGGCUGGGAAGGGCAGGGAACAUUUAAACUGACUUUCAACAGUGGAGGAGCCAUUGAAUUUGGACAGUUGAUGUUCAAAGUUGCUUCCAGUGCUUCCAGUGGAGUCCCUCUCCAGAACCCUGGCUAUGGCUAUACACCUGUGCCGGGAGGGUAUGCACCCACCCCGCCUGCUCCAGGGGGUUAUUCACCUGCACCAGGAGGCUAUGCUCCUCCACCACCAAAUGGACCGUAUCCUUACAUGCCACCACCAGUGAAUGCCUAUGGUCCAGCUCCACAGCCCAUGGGAUAUCCUUGUGCCCAGCCUCCAGGUAUUUACCCACCACUUCCAAACAUGAACCCCAUGUAUAUGCCACCACCUCCACCGUACUCUGGGCCUUCUCCUGCAGGACCUUCGGCCCCCUCAGCUCCCACAGCCUGGGUGGACCCAAGGAUGCCAGGUGGCAGUAAGGCCACAGAAGCUACUUCGAGUGCAUAUUACAACCCUGCCAACCCACACAACGUGUACAUGCCCAUGGAUCAGCCACCUCCUUAUACACCUCCUGAGGAUAAAAAGAACAACUAAUAGAACCGGCCUCCCACACUCUCUCCCUGAAGACAAUUUGGCUGUCACUACACCUUGGGUUAGCAUAUCUCUAGGUCUCUUAUAUAUACAUAUAUAUAUAUAUAUAUAUAUACACACACAAUGUACGUAGUGUUGGGCGGCUGAGCACUUGCCCUCCUUAAACAGUCAGUGGCAAUACAAGGCAGAGCAGCAGCACUUUCCUGCUUAUUUGCUUCAUCUCAUGGGAUCAAAGCACUAACCUUUUGCUCUGCCCUUGGCUUGAGGUAAGAGAUGGAUUUCUUCAUAAACCAGCAAACCAUGUCACUAAUCUAGGAGUAGAAUAUGAAGGUACUGGCAUCUUCGAGUAGAACUACUUGGAGUGGCAACCUUUUAAGUUCAAGCACCAGCCAAGAGGAAAAGUAUAGACAGCCAUGAAGUUCUUUGCACAAACCUACAGGUGUUAAGUUUCCUUAAAUUCUGGCACAGCUCAGUGUAAGAUGGGACUCUGGCAAUACUGUGUUGUGCUGGAAACACAUGUUUCAUGUUCUGGACAAAUAGGGGGUGACAAACUUGAGAAAUGCAUCUUGAGAGACACUUAAUCAUUUGGUAGUGUUAGUGGAAAGGGGAUAGGCUACCUGCAGAGGCCAAACCCAAGAGCUCAGCUGGAAGAAUUACAAAGGGUUCUGGAUAGAUCACACUGAUGCAUUCCUGAUGGCAGGAGGAGCUUCUAGACGCAGACAUGCCUGCUUUGAAUGCAGCAAAACCCUAUGCUAGUAUUUCUCCAUCUUCUUUCCUAUAAUUAACCUUCCAAAGUGGGGUGAGAUGCUGCAGUUGCUGGUGUCUGAGAGCCAGCACUGACUAUUACUAGUUCUUGUUCCUUUCCCUCUGCUGUGAGAUGCACCUCUGUUUCCAGUGAAUCUUUGAAGACAUCAUGGGAGUUUGCUGGCAGGUCUCUUACAGCCUGCCUUUGCAGCAUGUAGUCUCCUGAUGAUGGUGGCAGAGGAGCUGUGUGAAAAAUGAAACUGGAAACAAGCAAUGACUUCCUAAAAUCAGCCUGCCCUUGUAGCUGUAGAAUAGAAGGCAAACAAGAGAUUGGGGCUGCAGGGCUGUGAGCUAAUAGCUUGGCAGGUGUGGGUAUCAGUCUUCCUUUUGGUCUUCUGGGAGCAAGUCCUCUGUCUGCAAUGGUCCUGUGUCAAGUAGCCAUUCUUCAAGCGUAACUGAGCCAAGCGUUGAGCAGGAAGCUGCUUGCCUUGGGCAAAACAAUGUUCCUCUGGGAAGAUAACCUGAUACUAGCCCUGUCAGGGGACAGGUCCAGCAGCCUGGGCUCCCUCUGCUGAGCAAGCUCAUGCAGAGUGCAAGCCUGACAAGGGAAGACUGGGCUUCAUCUCUCUUCCUUAGGCUGCUAAAGCCAUGCUGCAUCUGCCAGCAUCUGAGCAGUGUGAGAAGAGCAGGCUAUGUAGUAUUGGGCUUUGGUUGCUUGUGGGUGCGGUGCCCUCUGAACUGGGAACUGCUGCCUCUGGUGUGGGUGUUACUAAUGCUCAACUCUGCUGCUCAGCACCUUUCCUUCUUCCUUAGGAGAUACUGCCAUUAAACCUGCUCUGAAGAGAGUGUCACUAUUAUGAUGGAGACCAAUGUGGUCCUAUGUAUAUGGGAUGAUCAUAUUUCUUCCCUGCAGUCUUCCUACUUUCUUAGUGAAGGGGAAGGACAUUUUCCCUCUUACUUUUGUGCAUGCCAGGACUCUCCUUUAAGUGAGAUUUGCACAACAAGAAUGAAUUCUUGAAGCAGCCUGGCAUGGAGGAAGUAAACUUCCUUUUUUAAAACAACAACAACAAAACCUUGUAAGUUAGAGAUGUUCUGAUGAUUCUCUGAAACUAAAAAAAUUCAGCCAUGAAUGUUUGUAAUUUUUGCAUUGCACUUUAAUACAGAAGUGUUGAUAACUUUA